AUGAAUAAAAAUAAACUAAAUAAAAAUAAAUUAGUUAAAAAUAAAGGCAAUAACUUAAAAAAAUUAUCAAAUGGGGAAUUAGAAAAUUUAAUAAAAAAUAAGAAAGAGGAAUUGAUUAGAACAAUUCAAAAAAAACAUCUUUUAGAAAAAAGAUUAGAUGAAAAAAAUAAUGAAUUAGACAGUUUUAAAAGAGAAUACAAUGAAAUAAAAAAUAGAAUAGAUUCAAUCAGUAAAGGUUGUGAAGAAUAUGAUAAAAAAGUAAAAGAAGAAAAAAUUACAAUAAAAAAAAAAUCUAUUUUUUAUAAUUUUCAAAAUUCGGAAGAGCUAAAAAAAUUAGAAAAAGAAAAAGAAGAUCUUAAAAAAUUGAUAGAUGAGAAGCACGAAGAAACAAUGAAUAACUUAAUGAAUUACAUAGAAGAACAAAGAAUUAAUUUAGAUAAUUUGAAAAACAAAAACUUCGAUGAGAUAAAUGAAUUAAAUAUCUCUUUUGAUUUAAAAAUAAGAAAAAUAGAAGAAAUAUUUACAAAAUAUUUAAAUGAGUUUGAAGAUGAUAAAAAGGAAGAAAUAGAUGAUAUGAUAGAGAAUUAUAAGAUAAUGGAAAGAAAUGAAAUAAUUUAUUUAAAAAAUUUAUAUAAUGAUCACAUUAAAAAUAUUAAUGAAAUUCAUGUGAAUGUACUUCAAAAUUAUAAAAAAUAUUACAUUGAUAGAAUAAAAGAAAAUAUAAGUAAAAUAAAAUCAUUAAAAAAAAAAAUAAGUGAGCUAGAACUAAGUGAUAAAGAAAUAAAAAACGAUUUAAAUAUAUAUAAUGAUCAAAAUUGUUCAAUAAUAAAUGAUAUUAAAGAUUUAGAAAUAAAAAGAGAAAUUCUUGAAAAAGAUUUGAAAUUUUAUUCAAAGGAUUUUAUUAUGUAUAAAAAUUUAGAAUUAAUUUACAAUGAGAAUGAUAUAUAUAUUAAAAAUUUGAAACUUUUUUCUCAAAAUUCAAAAGAAAAAAUAGAUGAAAUUGAAAAGGAAUACAAAAAAUUAUCUGAAGAUAUAAAUGUAGAAGUAUAUUUUGAAGACAUUAAAAAAAAAAAUAAUCUUUUAAAAAAAAAAAUUGAAAAUAUUGAUAUAAACUUAGAUGAGGUAAAUAAGCAGUUGACAUCACAUAUUAAUAAAAAUAAUAUAAAAAAAGAAGAUGUAUUAAAAGUUAAAAAGGGAAUUAAUGUUUGCCUAAAAACAUAUAACAAAGAAUUUGAUAAUUUGUUAUAUGCAGAAAAAAAAAUAAAAAAUAAAAUAAAAGACAAUGUGAACAUUUAUGAGAAAAAAUUAAAAGACCUUAAUAUAAAAAGGGACAAUUGA
Molecule: messenger RNA, 1338 nt
Organism: Plasmodium relictum
Lineage: Eukaryota; Apicomplexa; Aconoidasida; Haemosporida; Plasmodiidae
Product: GAS8-like protein, putative
Exons: 4
Coding region: 1-1338 (445 amino acids)
Biological process (GO): cell motility
Cellular component (GO): Golgi apparatus; motile cilium; microtubule
Molecular function (GO): small GTPase binding; microtubule binding
Source: RefSeq, a predicted model, not a curated record